This is a messenger RNA of Zingiber officinale, 1140 nucleotides long. Its product is annotated as FCS-Like Zinc finger 13-like. Lineage: Eukaryota; Viridiplantae; Streptophyta; Magnoliopsida; Zingiberales; Zingiberaceae. The transcript has 2 exons. The record is from RefSeq and is a predicted model, not a curated record. Bases 298 to 939 code for a protein of 213 amino acids.
AUUUGAUAGAGAGAGAAAGAGAGGGGUAAACAAAGCGGUGGACUGAACAGUCACCCAAAGCACACCAGAGAGAGUGAGCGGGGGAAGAGAGAGAGAGAGAGGAGCUGGAAAAGGUAGCUCUUUUUUCCUCUCUUCCUUCCCCCUCGCCGUCCGCUUCCCCUCUUCCUUCUCUCCGAUCGCUUCCUUCUACGGGGAGGAACCGGAAAUCUUCCCAUAUAUAUAUGCCCUCGCUGGCCGAGGCCUAAAAAUCGCUCCUUUGUUUCGUUUCCUUGAGAAAAUUAGGGUUAAGAGGCAGCCAUGGCGGAUUCCAGCGAACAGAAGUGGCAGUCCAUUCUAAAGAUUGCUCUUUUUAUGGGCUCCGAUGCCUUCGGCGAGCGUCGGUCGAAGUCCCGCUCCGCCCGCAGCUUCGCCGCCGGCGAUGGCGCUGUCGGGCUGGCAAUCGUCGCCGCCUUGGGCGAAGAGGCGCCCGCCUACCGGUCGGCGCCGAUCCGGAUCCGCGCCGUGGCGGCGAAGCCCGCCAUGAGGGCCGCCGCCGCCACCUCGAAGAAGGACGAGAGCGCGGAGCUCUCGGAGAGCUAUACUUGUGUGAUUUCGCACCUGGGAGCGAACAGGGUGAAGAAAAGGGUGUAUUUUGGCGACGGCGACGGUAUCCUUUUCGUAGAACCUCCGUGGCCGCCGCCGCCUGCAAGUACAGAGGAUCCGCCCUUUGUGGUGGCCGAGUUCCUGAGGUGCUGCUUCCUGUGCAAGCAGCAGCUCGGCGGAACGGACGUUUACAUGUACAGAGGGAAGGCCUUCUGCAGUGAAGAAUGCAGAUACCAGCAGAUGUUGGCGGAGGAAUUAGGCGAGAAGCUCACUGCCAAUGCAGCGAAGAACUACGACCACUCUUCUUCUCCUUGCUCUGCUUCAUUGCUCAUCCCGGCAGGUGUCGCAGCUGCUUAAGUGUACUGAAUACUAAAGUAAAAACUCUGGAGGAGGAACAAAAGGAAGUGAGUGAAUAAAGUGAAGUGUAAGGGUUCAAUAAGGGAUGUUUCCGGCAUAAGUAGACCUUGAUUUGUAUGAAGAGAGGGUAUACAGGAAGAAGAUUGGGAUUUGCAAGAUCAAAUAUAUAUUAUUAUAUAAAGAAAAAUAUUUGAGAUGCAA